Molecule: messenger RNA, 981 nt
Organism: Megalops cyprinoides (Indo-Pacific tarpon)
Lineage: Eukaryota; Metazoa; Chordata; Actinopteri; Elopiformes; Megalopidae
Gene: mc3r
Product: melanocortin 3 receptor
Exons: 1
Coding region: 1-981 (326 amino acids)
Biological process (GO): G protein-coupled receptor signaling pathway
Cellular component (GO): membrane
Molecular function (GO): melanocyte-stimulating hormone receptor activity; peptide hormone binding
Source: RefSeq, a predicted model, not a curated record
AUGAACGCCACCCGCGGGCUGCUCCUGCUGCCCGACCCCUUCGCCAACGGCACGGGGCCGGGGAAUGAGACGGACGCGCAGGUGAACCGCAGCAGCCCCGGUCUCUGCGAGCAGGUCCUGAUCAAGGCGGAGGUCUUCCUCACCCUGGGCAUCAUCAGCCUGCUGGAGAACAUCCUGGUCAUCCUGGCCAUCAUCAAGAACAAGAACCUGCACUCGCCCAUGUACUUCUUCUUGUGCAGCCUGGCCGCCGCCGACAUGCUGGUGAGCGUGUCCAACUCCCUGGAGACCAUCGUCAUCGCCAUCCUCAACAACCGCUACCUGGUGGUGAGCGACCGCUUCAUCCAGAUCAUGGACAACAUCUUCGACUCCAUGAUCUGCAUCUCGCUGGUGGCAUCCAUCUGCAACCUGCUGGUCAUCGCCAUCGACCGCUACAUCACCAUCUUCUACGCCCUGCGCUACCACAGCAUCGUCACCGUCCGCAAGGCUCUCCUGGCCAUCGCCGUCAUCUGGCUGGCCUGCAUAAUCUGCGGCAUCAUCUUCAUCGUCUACUCGGAGAGCAAGACCGUCAUCGUCUGCCUCAUCACCAUGUUCUUCACCAUGCUGGUCCUCAUGGCCACCCUCUACAUCCACAUGUUCCUGCUGGCCCGGCUGCACGUGAAGCGUAUCGCCGCGCUGCCCGCCGAGGGCGUGGUCCAGCAGCGCACCUGCAUGAAGGGCGCCAUCACCAUCACCAUCCUGCUGGGGGUCUUCAUCUGCUGCUGGGCACCCUUCUUCCUCCACCUCAUCCUCAUCAUCGCCUGCCCCAAGAAUCCCUACUGCGUCUGCUACAUGUCUCACUUCACCACCUACCUGGUGCUGAUCAUGUGCAACUCGGUCAUCGACCCCCUCAUCUACGCCUUCCGGAGCCUGGAGAUGCGCAAGACCUUCAAAGAGAUCAUAUGUUGUUUCGGCAUGAGCUGCAGCUUCCGCUACAAAUACUGA